Lycium barbarum (goji berry) is the source of this 3877-nucleotide messenger RNA. RefSeq names its product AP3-complex subunit beta-A. The transcript has 12 exons. Gene Ontology annotation, biological process: intracellular protein transport; vesicle-mediated transport. The coding region runs from base 154 to 3678 and encodes 1174 amino acids. Gene Ontology annotation, cellular component: AP-3 adaptor complex; membrane coat. NCBI's taxonomy places the organism in Eukaryota, Viridiplantae, Streptophyta, Magnoliopsida, Solanales, Solanaceae. The record is from RefSeq and is a predicted model, not a curated record.
UUGGCACAUCAGAACUUACAAGUUGUUAUUUGUGCACUUGGCCCCUUAACUCUUUUGUUUUCCUUUGAUAAGUAAACCCCGCAUGCCAAACGCAUCUCCGCUAGUCCGACUUUUAUCGCUCAACCCCCUCGGCAUCGUUCCGAAUGUUAGAAAAUGUUCACACAGUCGACGUCGGAUUCACUGAGCAAAGCCUCAUCUUUGGUGUUCCGCAUCGGUACUGAUGCCCACCUUUAUGACGAUCCCGAUGACGUCAACAUUGCUCCCCUUCUAGACAGCAAAUUCGACUCAGAAAUAUGUGAAGCACUGAAGAGAUUACUUGCUCUCAUUGCCCAAGGUGCCGACGUCUCCAAUUUCUUCCCUCAGGUGGUGAAAAAUGUGGCUUCACAAUCAAUGGAAGUGAAGAAGCUCGUCUACUUGUACCUCCUGCAUUAUGCUGAAAAAUGUAUAUUUUCGGAUAUAAUGUGGAAGCUAAAACGAUGUACAGCUGGUUUGUGCACAUGGAAACUUCUAUUCGGUUUCUGGUUAGAGCUGCUUUGCUUCGUGCGUCCUAAUGAAGCAUUGCUUUCAAUAAACUGUUUCCAGAGGGAUCUGGGAGAUUCUAAUCCGUUGGUGCGGGCAUGGGCACUCCGUACAAUGGCAGGAAUUCGUCUUCAUGUGAUUGCACCCCUUGUUCUGGUAGCAGUGGGAAAAUGUGCAAGAGAUCCAUCAGUAUAUGUUAGGAAGUGUGCUGCUAAUGCACUCCCAAAGUUACAUGAUUUGCGUUUGGAGGAGAAUAUUAGUACUAUUGAAGAGACUGUUGGAAUUCUUCUGACUGAUAGCUCUCCUGGAGUAGUUGGAGCUGCUGCUGCAGCAUUUUCUUCUAUAUGUCCUAAUAAUUUCUCUCUAAUUGCAAAAAAUUAUAGAAGGCUGUGCGAGACUCUCCCUGAUGUGGAAGAAUGGGGUCAGAUUAUUUUGAUAGGGAUCCUUAUACGGUAUAUUAUUGCUAGGCAUGGGCUUGUUAAGGAAUCCUUGAUGGUAGAUUCCCAUUCUUCAGAGAAUUGUAAUUCAGAAAAGGAAGGAUCUGAAACCUAUUUUGGAAUCAAAGAGAGCACCAAUGACAUUGGCAGUGUAGUUUGUGAAUCUGAGAUAGCAGAAAUAGUAUCCAGGAGUUAUCUUGAAGGACCAGAUAAGUAUUUAUCCAGACCAACUUCCAAAAGAGCUUCUUCUGUCAAGGACUUUCCAGACUUUACAUCUCCAAAAAGUAACGAUGACGUGAAGAUUCUACUACAGUGUACUUUACCUCUACUGUGGAGCCAAAAUAGUGCAGUAGUACUUGCUGCUGCCGGGGUGCACUGGAUUAUGGCACCAAAAGAAGAAAUUAAAAGAAUCGUUAAGCCUUUGUUGUUUCUGUUGAGAUCAUCCAGUGCCUCAAAAUAUGUGGUGCUCUGCAACAUUCAAGUGUUUGCUAAAGCAAUGCCUACCUUGUUUAUUUCCCAUUUUGAAGACUUCUUCGUGAGCUCUACUGAUCCGUAUCAAGUAAAAGCUCUGAAGCUUGACAUACUCUCUUUAAUUGUGACAGAUUCAUCAAUUUCACCUAUUUUUAAUGAGUUCCAGGAUUAUAUCAAAGAUCCAGACAGAAGGUUUGCUGCAGAUGCUGUCGCUGCUAUUGGUUUAUGUGCCCAACGACUUCCAAAUAUAGCAAGCAUAUGUCUGGAAGGGCUAUUGGUUUUGACUUCAUCUGAAAUUUCAGAUGUGGACAUAGCAUCAAUGGAUGAAGAAGCAGUUAUUCUGAUUCAAGCAAUAAAUUCCAUCAAAACAAUCAUAAAACAUGAACCCUCAAGUCGUGACAAAGUAAUUGUUCAUUUGGCACGUAAGUUGGAUUCUAUCCGAGUACCAAGUGCACGUGCAAUGAUUAUUUGGAUGUUGGGCGAGUAUAACUCCACGGGACAUAUAAUUCCCAAGGUGUUACCCACAGUUCUCAAGUAUCUUGCUUGGACUUUUUCUUCAGAAGCACUUGAAGCAAAGCUCCAGAUUCUUAAUGCGAUGGUCAAGGUCUUAUUACAUGCAGAAGGGGAAGCACUAUCAACCUUCAAGACACUCUUAAACUAUGUACUUGAACUAGCUAAAUGUGACUUGAAUUAUGAUAUCCGUGACCGUGCACGUCUUCUACAGAAACUCUUAUCCCACUAUAUUGGCACUCAUGAGUUGGAAGAAUCAGCUCACCGAGCAGCUCCUGACAGCGCAUUGCAUGUACUUGCAGGACACUUAUUUGGGAGAGAAACAAAGCCCAGUCCGUCAGAACCGUUAGCUUAUCGGUUUUAUCUUCCUGGAUCUCUUUCACUGAUGGUUCUUCAUGCUGCUCCAGGAUACGAACCUCUCCCACAGCCAUUAAGUUUGAUUUGCGAUGACACUACUCAUGAAUCCAAUAUGGUAAAAGAUAUGAAGCAACCGGAGAAUGGAGCCACUCAAAGUGAAUCGUAUGAAACUGAUGAUGCUGACUCGGUAUCUGGAUCACUAAAUGAAGAAAGCACAUCUGGUUACAAUUCUCAAGAUUCUCCAACUGGCUCAAGUGGAACUCGGGGUAGCCACGGGAGUGGGUCUGUGAGUGAUGAUGACGGGCACGCUGGUCCACUGAUUCAUCUGUCUGACAGUGGCAAUGCUCAUGGGAAUCAGUUGGGACCAAGGAUUAAUCAAAAUUCUGACUCCAAUGAUCUUGGGGAAUUAAUGUCUGUAAGAGCUCUUGAAUCCUGGUUGGAUGACAGUCCUGGUUCUACCCACAAUUCUGUAGAAUUGAAUAAUGUCUUUCAAUCAUUGGCCAGAAUUUCAAUUGGAGAUAUUAGUAGCAGAGUUAAACCUAAAUCCUACACUUUGUUAGAUCCUGCAAAUGGAAAUGGCUUGAGUGUGGAAUACACAUUUUCAUCAGAGGUGUCAAGCAUAUCUCCUCUGCUUGUUUGUAUUCAGGUUACAUUUAUCAACAGUUCGGUGGAAGCUAUGUCCAAUUUACAGUUGGUCGAAGAGGAUUCUGGCAUGAGGGUAGAAUCUUCAGAUCAAGUGCUGACAUCAGAUGAGAGUUCCAAGAUGUCUGUUAAUGAUGUGCCGACUCUAGUUCCAAUGGAAAAAAUUGCUAAGCUGGAGCAGGGUCAGGUUACGCAGAGAACCCUUCAGGUCCGGUUCCACCAUCAUCUUUUGCCCCUUAAGCUGCUUUUAUGGUGCAAUGACAAGAAAUAUCCUGUGAAGUUGAGACCUGAUAUCGGAUAUUUUGUAAAACCUCUUCCAAUGGAAAUCGAUGUGUUCUCAGUCAAGGAAUCUCAGCUGCCUGGAAUGUUUGAAUAUUUAAGGAGGUGUACUUUCAUUGACCAUAUUGAAGAACUUAACAAGCUUGAGAGCCCCUUAGCAAAGGACAACUUCCUUGUAAUCUGUGAGACUUUGGCUUUAAAGGUGCUUAGUAAUGCCAAUCUUUUUCUUGUAUCUGUGGACAUGCCUGUUGGCACCAACCUCGAUGAUGCUUCAGGUUUACGGCUUAGGUUCAGUGGUGAGAUAUUAAGCAACUCAAUCCCAUGUUUAAUUACUAUUACUGUUGAAGGUAGAUGCUCUGAACCGCUGGACACUGCAGUAAAAGUCAACUGCGAAGAGACUGUUUUUGGCCUGAACUUUUUGAACAGGGUUGUAAAUUUUUUGACUGAGCCUGCUCGUUCAUGAUGAGAAUCUAGUUUAAUCUGAAAUAACCUGAUCAUUGGAUUAUUGUUUGUUCAAGAGGGGUUAAUUAUGUACAUUUUCCUUGUAUCAUUGGACUAUUGGUGGCCUUUGCAAUGGUAGUUUCUCCAUAUGUGAAGGUCAAGUUACUGCAAAUGUAAAUCUGACACCACUGUUUGUUUAUAUGAUAUGAUUUGUUGCUUUA